GGUGGCGGCGGACAAGAUGGCGGCGCGCGGCGAGGACCGGGAGGCUCCGGAGGCGCCUUCGCCGCCCCCCCCGGGCCCGGGCGGCGGCGUCAACGUGUUCGCGAAUGACGGCAGCUUCCUGGAGCUGUUCAAGCGCAAGAUGGAGGCGGAGGAGCAGCAGCGGGAGCGCGAGGCGGCGGCGGCGGCCGCGGAGGCGUCCGGCGGUGGCGGCGGCAGCACCGGGCUCGGCCCGCAGCGCGGGGCCGACGGCGCGAAGAGGAGCGGCGGCGCGCUCAGCUUCGUGGGGCGGCGGCGGGGCGGCAACAAGCUGGCCCUGAAAACCGGAGUGGUGGCCAAGAAGCAAAAGACGGACGAGGAGGUGGCAACCUUCCAGAACCCCUGA
Molecule: messenger RNA, 382 nt
Organism: Catharus ustulatus (Swainson's thrush)
Lineage: Eukaryota; Metazoa; Chordata; Aves; Passeriformes; Turdidae
Gene: TRIR
Product: telomerase RNA component interacting RNase
Exons: 3
Coding region: 17-382 (121 amino acids)
Molecular function (GO): 5'-3' exonuclease activity; 3'-5' exonuclease activity
Source: RefSeq, a predicted model, not a curated record